Messenger RNA from Thunnus maccoyii (southern bluefin tuna), 5364 nucleotides. Its product is annotated as lysine-specific demethylase 4A-like. Bases 189 to 3764 code for a protein of 1191 amino acids. Gene Ontology annotation, biological process: chromatin remodeling. Gene Ontology annotation, cellular component: nucleus. The record is from RefSeq and is a predicted model, not a curated record. NCBI's taxonomy places the organism in Eukaryota, Metazoa, Chordata, Actinopteri, Scombriformes, Scombridae. The transcript is spliced from 23 exons. Gene Ontology annotation, molecular function: histone H3K9 demethylase activity; histone H3K36 demethylase activity.
GCAUGCGUUGAAGCGGUAAUGGAGGAUAGUAAUCUACUCAUGGAUUUUACUCACAGAGGGCUUAGGUAGCCAGCUGUCUUUCUUCUGUGUUCACAACUGCUGUUUCUGUUGAUUACGAAGUGUUUGCAUCGCAAGAGAAAACUCUUUCAUCACCCGGGGAGCAGGUUGAGCUCCCAUUGAGUUUUGGGAUGGCGUCAGACGCAGUUUCCCAAAACCAUGGUUCCAAGGGGAUAAUGACAUUUUACCCCACUGCUGAGGAAUUCAAGAACUUCAGCCGCUACAUUGCAUAUAUAGAGUCCCAAGGGGCACACAAAGCAGGCCUGGCUAAAAUUGUCCCACCAAAGGAAUGGAAGCCGAGAAGUUCCUAUGAUGAUAUAGACGAUUUGGUGAUACCUGCACCUAUUCAGCAGGUGGUGACAGGACAGUCAGGCCUUUUCACUCAAUACAACAUUCAGAAGAAGUCCAUGCCUGUCAGAGAGUUCCGCAAGAUUGCCAACAGCGACAAGUUCUGUAGCCCUCACUAUGAUGACUUUGAGGAGCUGGAGAGGAAGUACUGGAAGAAUGUGACAUUUAACCCUCCCAUAUACGGAGCAGAUGUCAAUGGAAGUCUAUAUGACCCUGAAGUCAAAGAGUGGAACAUUUGUCAUCUGGGCACAAUUUUGGAUACCGUGGAACGUGAAAGUGGCAUCACUAUUGAGGGUGUUAAUACACCGUACUUGUAUUUUGGCAUGUGGAAGACCACCUUCGCUUGGCACACUGAGGACAUGGACCUCUACAGUAUCAACUACUUGCACUUUGGAGAGCCCAAAUCAUGGUACUGUGUUCCUCCAGAACACGGGAAAAGAUUGGAGCGUCUGGCUAAAGGGUUCUUUCCUGGUAGUGCCCAAAAUUGUGAGGCCUUUUUGAGGCACAAGAUGACCCUCAUCUCCCCCUCGAUACUGAAGAAAUAUGGUAUUCCAUUUGAAAAGAUUACUCAGGAGGCUGGUGAGUUCAUGGUAACUUUCCCCUAUGCCUAUCAUGCUGGUUUCAACCAUGGUUUCAACUGUGCUGAAUCCACCAAUUUUGCCACUGAGAGAUGGAUUGAAUACGGCAAGCAAUCGGUUUUGUGCUCAUGCCGUAAAGACAUGGUUAAGAUUUCUAUGGAUGUAUUUGUGAAGAAAUUCCAGCCAGACCGCUAUGAACAGUGGCUGGCAGGGCGAGAUGUGGUACCCAUCGAUCACUCACGGCCCACCCCAGAGGCUAAGGAGUUCUUGGGGGAGUCCUUCAAUGACAUCACCAGCAACAGUAACAACUGCUCCAUGGAGAGCUGUGAGGAGGAUGGAGAGUGGAAGAGCACCACACAAAGGAUAGAGACCAAGAGACACAGGGUGUGUCUAGAGGUGCCCGAGGAGGUUGUUCCCAAGGAUGAAGACGAGGAAGUGGAGCAGUACGGGAAGCGUCCCAGGCUAAGUCUUAUACCUCCACGUACUAUGUCACAAGAUGGCAAGAGAAACAAAGGCCCACCAAAGUUGGUAGUAACGCCAACCAAGCUCACUUUAAUGGAUCCAUUUCACAGGGGCUUAGGUAAUAGUGAUGCAGGCCGUACCCCUCACUAUACCAAGACUCGUGCACCUGCAAUCUCGUCUCAGUCACAGCCCAAGAACGGACAUCUAUCAGUUUCAGUGACACCUACGUGGACAGAAGCCACAGCCCAGCCUGCCCGUAAAAUGGGGGUAGCCAGCCUGCUCUUUCACAGGACUCUCAGUCCAAAAGACACUCUUCAAGUGCGCAGCUACACUCUAGAAAAGCACCAGCAGCCUCACACACAGCUUCAGGUGCACAGCUAUGCCAGAGAGCAUCAACCGCGUCAUCUCCAGCUCAGAGCCUGCACACUGCCUCACACACAGGUUCAGUCCUCGCCUCAGGCCCCAUGCUGUGAAAGAAAGGAGCCACAGCCAGAACCCAAAAACAUUCUUACCAAAGUAGCACUGAAUGAUUCAGAAGCACACAGUCCUGUGGAGAAGAACCAAAAAGAGGACAAACCCAAAAUUUCAACGUCUCUUGAAGCUCAGGCUGAAGAGGAGAAGCCUGAAGCUGAGGACACCAGCAGGUCUGCUUCCCCUCAGACUCUAACACAACCCAGAGAGUUAAACAUGGAGAUUGAGGCCCCCAAGAACAGCAAAAGAAAGAGUAACCAAUGCCCCCUUGCGGAUAGUGGCAUUAUCAUCCUGAAAGACACCAUUCCUGUCAGGAAACCAAUGCACGAUGAGAUGAAGGUGAUCGCACCUCAGUGUCUGCAGGUACUGCAGAAGAAUCACUAUGUGUCAGAAGAGCAAUCGUACUGCAAGUCAGUGGUGAAGAAGCAACAGCAGCAAGCGCAGCUCUGUAGACUUCCCCGUCAUCACCCCUUAAUCAGAGAGGUGCACAGUGACGAUGAGGUGUAUGUAGAUAUGGAGGUCGAGCAAGAAGAGAAAGAGGAGUGGGCAAAGCCGCUUACUCAACUGUGGCAGUGUCGACCAUAUAACCCCCAGACAGAGAGGGAGUACAACAAGAGGAUGGGCCAGCAGGCCCCUUACUGCUCCAUCUGUCUGCUCUUCCACACUUACCAACAGUCUGAGUCCAGUAGUGGGAGUUCCAGCGUGACAUUGGUGAACCAUCCAGGAGGCCGCCAAUGGUCCAAACCAAUCAUCCCUGAAAUGUGUUUCAACACCCAAACCAGCAAGACAAAUGAUGGCGGGGAGGGACAGCUGUCUAACCCACAUGUAGCAGAGGACGGGACCAGCCGGUUGGUCAGCUGUGCUCAGUGCUGCGUCCGCGUACAUACCAGUUGCUACGGUGUGUCUGGGGAUGAAGCGGAGCUAGACGACUGGCUGUGUGCUCGCUGUGAGGCUGAUGCCACCACCGAGGAUUGUUGUCUGUGUUCCCUCAGAGGUGGAGCUCUGCAGAAAGCCAACAAUGACAAGUGGGUUCAUGUGCUUUGUGCCAUCACUGUGCUGGAAGCUCGCUUUGUCAACAUCACCGAGCGGAGCCCCAUCGAUCUCUCUGCAAUCCCACUGCCACGCUUCAGACUGAAGUGUGCGUACUGCAGGAAGCGGAUGAAGAGGGAAGUGAAGGGCUGCUGUGUGCAGUGCUCCCACGGGCGCUGCUCCACGGCAUUUCACCCCACCUGCGCUCAGGCAGCUGGGAUCCUCAUGCACCCAGACGACUGGCCGUUCAUAGUCUACAUCACCUGCCACAGACACCGAGCGCCUAUCAUGCCUGAGCGUGACAAGGCUUCCAUGCGGGAGUUGGCAGUGGGUCAGAAGGUGAUCUGUAAAUACAAAAAUGGCCGUUACUACCACAGCGACGUGGUAGAACUGACUACAGCCACCUUCUACGAGGUUGUGUUUGACGAUGGAUCAUACAGUGACAACCUCUUCCCAGAGGACAUCGAGAACCGGGACUGUGUCCGACUCGGUCCACCUGCAGAAGGUGCUGCUGUUCAAGUGCGAUGGACAGACGGGUUGAUAUACGGGGCCAAGUUCGUAGCGUCGCACUCCAUCCCCAUGUACCUGGUUGAGUUUGAGGAUGGAUCACAAAUCUCUGUCAAACGAGAAGACAUCUACACUCUAGAUGAGAAUCUGCCCAAACGAGUGAAGUCAAGAAUGUCGGUGGCGUCAGAUAUGCGUUUUGAGCUCUUCACACAGAACGACGUCAAGCAGAACUCCAAAAGACAACGGGUCAUCAACUCUCGAUACAGAGAGGACUACAUCGAACCCGUCAUUUACAGAGCCAUCAUGGAGUGACGUCCGUCUCUCUCUCUCUUUCCUCCUGCUUUUCCACCUCUCCUCCUCCACCUCAUCAACUCACCACAGAGAGCUGCAGCUCCAGGUCUUUGCUUCCUGGUCUGGCUUUCCUGUUUCUGCCUGCUGCUGAUAGGAACCCCCCCCCCCCUCCCCUCUGCUUCCAUGGCCUGUCAGGCUACAUAUUUAUAAACUACGGCUGGGACUUUAAAUGACUUUUGUGUGCAUUGAAUAAUGUUCUUAGACCUCCCGUUUCCCUUCACACCCUGUAUAUUGUGUUUUCUUCUUACAUUUCUUUUUUUUCCACUUUUUCUCAGGAAGGAGCCAUCAGUGAAUUAUUAAAUAUGGAAAAGGUUGGACUAUCCCACUGAGACAAGAUGCUUGUUUUUUCUCUACAGCCACAUUUAGCAGCUGUCAAGUAUAAAUACAGCUUUACACAGUACAUGGUGGACAGUAGUUUUUCUACUUCAGUGAUAUUUCUUUCAUAAACAGCAGGACAUAAAAUUGCACUUGGGAAUGAGGUUUUAAAGAAAGCAUUACCUUGGGUCAGCUUUUCACUCAUGAAAUUUAACAGGUGGAACUGUACAUGUAAUCGGCUAUUAACUACAAUAUCAAUUUGAUUAAUCAAGAUUUCUGUUAAGUUGUAACCCCAAAGAAAUGAAAUAACAUCUCAAGGUCACUGUCAGCUCUUGUUGCUGUAAGGUGUGGACCUGAUUUUUUUUUUGACUGAUCUUUUCCUUAGAUUGUACUUCAUGGAAUGCAUUAUAUAUUUCAUGAGAAUUUCCUUUCAUAGUUCACCUGUACCAAGGUGUGUCGACGUGCAUCUACUGUGAAAAUAGAAGAAAGCGAGGCAAGUUUUAUAGGCCCAAGCCUUACAUUUCAAAAGGGCCAAGUGUUCUUUGUUUUUUUUUCUAAAGCUUAAGGUUUAUUAUAACUAUUGUAAUUAAUGUUAUGAUUACACUUUAUUUAUGCAAUUGCAUUAAGUUUGAGAACAAAGCUAUUUUUGUCAUGUCCUUUUCACAAUCUGUAGAAAACCUCAGAUGUAUUUAUAUUUAUUAUAUUGAUAGGUUUUCACACAUCCUGUUAAAGAUUGCAGGCUUGCUUUCCUUUGCUCCUUUGGGACUGGAUGGUGCGAAUGCCAAUUUAGGUCAAGUCCCUCUUAAAGCAAAAAGCACUUAUUGUUCCCUGCUGCCAUGGGGACAUUUAAAAUUUUUCUAGACGUAUGGCCUCCACUAAGUUUAGAUUAGAUGAAGAUGGGUUAUUUUUUGGUGUUUCUCUGAUGAAAGCUAGCUCUAGAGGUUAUAGUUCAAUCCCAACUAAACAAAAACAUUGUUAGAGGAUCAUUUUCAGACUUGUAAAGCAAGUUUCCUUUCAUGUUGAGUCCCUUGUACCUGCUUUGAAAUAGUCAUUUCUGUAGAGAAUUAUGGAAAAUUGCUGGCUUCCCAGGAGGAUGUGGUGUGCAGACAACUUUUUAGCUAUGUCCAUUUGAUGGCCACUGUUAACUAUUUGGUUUCAUUUGGGCCUAUAUCCAAGGCACCAUUAAAUCUGUACAACUCUUUGUAAACAUCAACUGUUUGAGUAAAGUUUGGUCUAAGAAAAACAA